AUGGCGUCGACGAGUAGAAGAGAGCCCAGUGGGAGUGGGGGAGAAUCAGCAGAGAGAGGUUAUUCCUCCGAAGAGGUUGUCUAACUUUUCUCUCCUGUAGACUGUUGGGGAUCCUUCUGCUCUCCCCCUUUACUGUGUCCUAUGGCCGCUUACUUCUUUCUUGGUUUUUGGUGUGGUAGGAGGACGAAUUGGAGCGGAAUCUGGCGGAUGUUCCAUUGGGGGAACUCCAGAAGGUGCGUGCGGAUGGAUCCCAGUCUCUCGUCCAGAAACGUCGCCGUCAGGAGAAGAAGCUCGGACGGACAAAUAAGAACAGGUUUCAGUCGUUUGUGUCACUGUUCCCGCAUAUGCAUAGGCUUUUUUUCUAGUUUAGGAAUAAAUUGUUGCCAGCAAAUUUGAAUAUAUUGACAUGAAGUGGGUAUUUGGUUCUUAUCUUUGACUUUGGUGGAGAGCAGGCCAAUGGAGAUGAGCAGCAAGGUACCCGCGGGGAGGUUCAGGGAAGUCAUCCAGGCGCCAAAGAAGGUCAGCAACUGGGAUUAUAAACUUUAAAAAUAACUGUCACGUGUUUUGCAUUGAAAUUUAUCUGCAACCUGGCAAUCUCAAGGAAAUAUCACUUCAUGUGUGUAAUAAAUGCUUCAAGAUCAUUCAUAAGGCUUUCAAAACAUAAACAAGUAGCAGAUUGUAUGUAUUCAAAGGGUCUAAAGAACAACCGUUGAACCACAUUGCUCAGCACAAGCACGAAUUCAAAUGGUGGGAAAUAGAAAACUUCACAACCUAAAGAAAAUAAAUUAGUCGAAUUCACAACCAUUGAAAAAUGAAUUUAGAUUGCCCUGGCCAAGAUUGUCUUCUAUGGCCUUCUGCUAGUGCCAUUUUGGUCAACUUGUCUUUUUCUGCAGAAUUAUUAUUUAAGACUUUGUUUGCCUUUCUAGAGAAGGGUUUUGAUUUAUAUUUUAUCGGAACUUUGAAAUUCCAAGAUUCCAUUCUCAGAAACUUUGGCUGUAGUUCUCUCCUGGCUGUUUCUUUGGAACAUUAAUCAUUAGUGCACUUUUAGUCAGAAUCUUGCCUUCACUUGGUGUCUUCAUGGACUGUGAGAUGUAUUCACCCUACGAACGCAUUUAUAUUGGGAUGGAUGAAAAGGAGGGUAAGGAAGACGCAGAUGAACAAUAUUCGACCAUAUGAAAACUCACUGGCAUUCAUCUUGGCUUCCCCCAGAGUGGCUGUCUUGGUGAGGGUGCCGCUAAUCAUAUGCCGUCUUAGGGAGAUUGAAAGUGUUAUCAUCUCCUGAGUUAUCUUUUAAAACACAAACUUUGUGAUCAUUACAUCAACGACAGAUGCUUGAAGGAACAUUGAGUAAAAAGGGUCAUGUUUCUAUGUCUUUUGAUACUGAGAAACUGCAAGAUUAAUGACCAAAGUUCCCAAAAGAAAACCUACAGAUCGUCUCAUUCGUUCAUAUUUCAUCUUCUAUCAUUGGUAAAAAUGUCUUCGACUGGAUUUGUUCCAUUUUUCCUAAAGAAACGUUGCAUUUUGUUCAUUUCGUAUAUUUUUCGUCUUUUAAAUUCUAAAUUGCCUGUGUUGACAUUCUACACUGAAUGCCCUUUUCAGCCUGAUCAUGUGGGAUGUAUAUUCGAUGGAAUUAUAAAUAACUCGCACCUUGCCUAGUCUAAUGACUUGGCACAUUUUUGUUCGAGUUAUUUUCUAGAAUAGUUAUUUUCUUUGUGCUAAUGGGUCCAGUAGGCCGUAUCUUUUAAAGGAUGUCCUAGUGGUCCCAGGUCCAUGGCAUACCUGUGUAUGGACUCAAAUGCACAAGUUAUAAUUUCUUCAGUUUAAUCCUAAUUUUUUUAUUAAACUUACAAAAACUAUGCUCUGUAAUAGUUCUACAGAUCAUUAUAUAUACUAAAAGAUUAAAGAUAUUCAGUAGUAGUUUUCAAUAUUUUCUUGAGGUUUUCAUUUUUAUGAUUAUUUUUACCUUUUUAUGGUUGUCUGCCAAAUCUUUCGUAAUUAUCGUCAAAAAAAUUCUAAUUGGUUUAUACUGAGAUUUUUUUAGUCGCCGAAAGUUAUGUGCUGUGGAAUACUACUGUAUUUCCCAUCUUUUUAUUCUGUCCUCUAUUGAAAUUUAGUUUUUUGUGGAAUCAUAUAAAGGACAAAGUGAAACAAGCCUACCUUGGUUGAGAACCCGUUUUAUGAACUAUUUUUUAAACAAUCAUAUCUCUAUAUUUUUUGUUUCCCUCUGACCUAGUUAUUUCUCCAGCCUAUUAUGAGCGUUUAUAUUAUUCAUUUAAGGACUUGUUUCAGGUUUUCCGAGACCCGAGAUUCGAAUCUCUAUGUGGUUCCCUUGACGCAGAUGGGUCAGUUACUUGUAACCUUAGUUUCUAUUAACAGCUGAUUGUGCUUUAUAUUCAAUAGGAUGGUUUUUACUGCCAGCUUUCACUGUUCAAAUCGUCAUUCAUGUAAAUUUUCCUGUAUUGAAUUGACCACGUCUUGUUAGAAAAUUAUGCCCCUAUUAAUUUCAUUGUUGUUUUCUUCACUGUUUUAUAUUUUUUCUAUAUCAUGUGAACCAUGUUAGCAUUAUGAUCUAUGCUCUUACGUGGCCUCAAGAUGUGGAUCGUCACCAGUUUUUUAGUGACUCAAUUUGUGGAUACGAAUAUGGUCACAAUUUAUCUUAGGGUUCCAAAAGGGAAAGGCAAAAAUCUUAAAGAACUUGGACGAAGGCUGUGAUUGAAAUAUAUGAUACCUUUUAGAGUUUUCUGACCGUGGAAUAUUCAAGUUCCUCAGGGAACUCGAUUGAUGACGAUUGUGGUUGUGGUGUAGUGAUAGUGGUGAUGUUGUGUGCGCAUAUAAAGUUGCAUCUGCUUGUAAAAUUUGCAAUAAUAUGCUUCAAAAAUUCAUGCUCUUCGCGAUUUGCCUGGUGCUUUCAAUGUGUUCUUAUGCUGCAUUUCUCGUUCCACUGCCUGGAUCAUUUUGGUUCUGCAGAUUCAGGAAACGAUACAGUUUCAUAUUUGAUGUUGAGCUUCCAAAUGAAAAGAAGGUGCCUGCUCUUUCUUAAUGACUUAUUUCCCGUUUACAUAUUUCUAAGCCUAACUUAUGCUUUAUAUAUAUAUAUAUAUAUAUAUAUAUAUAUAAUUGUUUUUUUUUUUAAAGAAACUUCAAACGAUGGUGAGGAAAUCCAAAGACCCCAAUGCUAGAAAUGAGCUUCAACAACACAUUGAUUGGAUCGUAAGUGCUUAUAUCUUGAAUAUCUAUGUAUUGUAUGUUUCGCUAACUCUAUAAUCUGGCUGAAAAAUCUAGUUCUUCUACAGAGUCGGCUUGUGUAAAACCUUAUGAAACCUAUAAACAUUUUUACAAUAAAUCAGUGAGGAUAAAUGUCGUUCAUAUGCUAUGAACCUCUAUUUUUGUCUUAGUAGUAUUAUGUGUCCACAUAUAUCUGUACUUGAUCUUCUUUCGCUCUUUUUUGAUGAUCACUUACUCUUUUAUUAUUAUUUUUAAAUUCAUUCACCGUGCUAGGUUUUUUUUUUUUUUUCUUGUAACAAGAAAUUCAUUUUUUCUCAUAUUAAUUAAUGAAAGUCUGCGUGAUUAUAUGUACCUUCCACUCCUUUCAUUAUAAAUUUAUUAUCGUUCUAGGUUUACAGUCUGAACUUAGUUGCUAAGUUAGAGAGUUUAGGUGAUCUGGCUGGUGUACUCGCUGUCUGAACUUCCUCUUCCUUGCACACGCAGGACAAACAACUUAAAUCAGGGCCUCCUAAGAAUCUUGACGCUGAGAUCCUCUCAGAACACAAGAAGAAAGAAAGAGAAGCCGCAAAGCAAGGGAAACGGCCAUUCUAUCUGAAGAAAUGUCUGCUCCUCUCUCUCUCCUUCUCUCUCCUCCUCACACAUUCUCCAUUAACAAGUGUCUUCAGUAUGAUGUGCAUUCUUGAAUUAUUACCUGGGCAUUAUUUGAUCCAUUACUGAGGGAUUUCUUUUUUAGCUGCGUAGAGUAUUUAGGAUUUCUACCCAACUUGGAUCUCUUCAUUAAAAAUAAUUCUAGCCAGAAGACUCCCUGGUAGGAUUAUAGAGAGAUCUCAAGAAGGGGUGGGAUGACAACGGCUGAAUAUCCCAGGUCACAACUGCUAACAUUUUCUAUAUUUUUCUCUCUGCAGCUGAAAUCCGGGAACGCAAGCUGCUUCAGAAAUACAAUGAAUUGAAGGUAUAUAUAUAUAUAUAUAUAGCACAAUAUUCUCAUUGUUCAUGAAGAAGAAAGCCAGUUACUUCCUAUACUAAGCAAAUGAUAGUCUCAACCUCCUAACCUGCUUCUUAAAUUUAUUUAACAGGCUUCAGGGAAGCUGGAGGCUUUUGUGGAGAAGAAGAGGAAGAAGAAUGCCUCCAAGGAUGCCCGCUUCUUGCCUUACCGGAGAGGAGCCGCCAAGUAG
Molecule: messenger RNA, 4400 nt
Organism: Spirodela intermedia
Lineage: Eukaryota; Viridiplantae; Streptophyta; Magnoliopsida; Alismatales; Araceae
Source: the annotation of a GenBank genome assembly